GCUGGACUGCUCCUCGUCAGGGGGGGGUCAACAAGUUCACAGCGCGUGCUCUUUCUUUGGUAACCACCCGAUUCCUCAAAAUCCAUCGUUCUGACGUCACGUUACCGUCUGCAAGUGAAUCAGCGGAUGCACGGAAGGCUCGGGGUCGCUCGCGUCCGUGCACGCUGGAAAAGGGGGCGCGUUCUGCGGGGGGGUGAGGAGGGGGGUCACGCCCCCACCAUCAGACCUACAAAUAAGACCGAGAUAGCGGAGUGGAGUGACACUGCGAGGCGAAGCACCACCCACGGCAGAACACAGCAGCAGGCAUGGCGCAAGCUCUGGACAUCGAUCGCUGGAACCUGGAGUGUGAGUUCAACAACGUCGACCACCGCACCGACCUCAACGGCGCCGAGCGUCUGAUCGUGAGGAGAGGCCAGCCGUUCACCAUCAGCCUGUUCCUCCGCUCCGGAAGCCACCAACCGGGGCUCAGCUCUCUGGACUGCGUCGCGGAGACGGGUCCUCAACCCUCUGAGCAGUAUGGCACCAGGGCCUCUUUUGGUCUGUCUGCCAACGUGGACGCUUCCUGCUGGAGCGCCGCCGUCACCAGCCCCCCCGGGGACAUGGUGGCCCUGUCCGUCUGCGCCGCCCCCGACGCACCGAUCGGCCGCUACACCCUGACCCUGGGCGGAUCCGGGCGGAUCCAGUUCAUCCUGCUCUUUAACCCGUGGUGCACAGGAGACGCGGUUUAUAUGGACAACCAGCAGAGCUUGGCCGAGUACGUCUUGUCUCAGGAUGGGAUCAUCUAUCGAGGCAGCUACAAGCAUCCCAUAACAACUCCCUGGAACUUUGGACAGUUUGAAAGUGGAAUCCUGGACAUCUGCCUGAGGAUUUUGGAUAUGAAUCCUAAAUGUCUGAAGAACCCUGGCAAGGACUGCUCAGGGAGGAGAAACCCCAUCUAUGUUUCCAGAGUGCUCAGCGCCAUGGUGAACUGUAACGAUGACAAAGGGGUGUUGCUGGGGAAAUGGACAGACGGCUACGAAGGCGGAGUCAGCCCCAUGUUCUGGAGGGGCAGUGUGGAGAUUCUGCGCAACUGGGACACCGAAGCCUGCCAGCCCGUCCGCUACGGGCAGUGCUGGGUGUUUGCCGCGGUGGCCUGUUCGGUGUCCAGAGCCCUGGGCAUCCCCUGCCGGGUCGUCACCAACUACCUGUCGGCCCACGACAACAACGGCGACCUGGUGAUCGAACGCCACAUCAACGAAAAAGGAGAACUCAUCCAGUCCAGAGAAAUGAUCUGGAACUACCACUGCUGGGUGGAGAGCUGGAUGACCAGGCCGGACCUCAAAUCCCACUUUGACGGCUGGCAGGUCAGCGACCCGACCCCUCAGGAGAAAAGCGAAGGAUCCUACUGCUGCGGCCCCGUCCCCGUCCGGGCCAUCAAGGAGGGCGAGCUCACCUUCAAGUACGACGCCCCGUUCGUCUUCGCCGAGGUCAACGCCGACGUCGUCACCGUCAUGAAGAAGCCCGACGGCGGCACGUCGAGGGUCACCAGCGCGGCGGUGGUCGGCCAGAAGAUCAGCACGAAGAGCGUCGGCAGCGACGCCAGAGAGGACAUCACCCACCUGUACAAGUACCCCGAAGGCUCUGACGAGGAGCGGGAGGCUUUCCAGAAGGCCGGCCACCAAAACAAGCUGCUCCAGCAGCAGCAGAACCAGGGCCUGGACCUCGCCAUCAAAGUGACCUCGGACAUGAGGAAGGGCUGCGACUUCGACGUGUUCGCCGUGGUCACGAACAACACUCAGAGUGAGAAGAAGUGCCGCCUGGUGUUCGGGUCCUGCGCCGUCUCCUACACCGGCAUUCUGGGAGAUAACUGUGGCUUUAAAGAUCUGCUCAACGUGGAACUCUCCCCGGGAGCAGACCGGCGAGUUCCGCUCAGGCUGAACUACUCUAAGUACGGCGGCCUGCUGACCGAGGACAACUUGAUCCGCGUGGCCGCUCUGUUGAUGGACUACUCCACGAGAGACGCAACGCUGGCCGUGAGGAACAUCGUCCUGGAGAACCCUGAAAUCAAAGUCAGAAUUCUGGGCGAACCGAAGGAGAAUCGAAAGCUGGCUGCAGAGAUCACGCUCCGCAACCCUCUGCCGGAGACGCUGGAGAACUGCUGCUUCAGCAUCGAGGGGGCCAACCUCACCGCAGGAGGCGUCAUCUCGGAGAGGCUGGGCUCCUCCGUGGGACCCGGGGAAGACGCCAAGGUGAAGGUCUACUUCACGCCGACCCGCUCGGGGCUGAGGAAGCUGGUGGUCGACUUCGACAGCAACCAGCUGUGUCACGUCAAGGGAUACAGAAACGUCAUUAUUGGAAAAUAAAAGCUUUACAGUCCGAUAAUAAUAAUGCAGCUACUCCGAAGUCAGGGCUGUUCCCCGUUUAGCCGUCUAGAGAGGCGGAUGCUUCUAACACAUGCUUUUCUAUUCCUGAGUCUCCCCGUAUAUCCUGAUUGCUUCAUGUACAUCUAUUGUUAUGAAUGUGAAUGCUUUGUACUCAUUAAGGCUAAUCAAACCUGCGCAUGCACAACUUUUAACAUGUGCUGUGAUCUGAAGUGAUGGAGAGCAUUUUAAGUACUAUGUACUACUUUUAUGCUUCUUUUUGUGCCACGAUUAAAAGACAACUGGACUUUUGACCUUGA
This is a messenger RNA of Cyclopterus lumpus (lumpfish), 2659 nucleotides long. RefSeq names its product transglutaminase 2b (gene tgm2b). The transcript has 13 exons. Gene Ontology annotation, molecular function: protein-glutamine gamma-glutamyltransferase activity. Lineage: Eukaryota; Metazoa; Chordata; Actinopteri; Perciformes; Cyclopteridae. Bases 306 to 2342 code for a protein of 678 amino acids. Gene Ontology annotation, biological process: peptide cross-linking. The record is from RefSeq and is a predicted model, not a curated record.